AUGACCAUUACAAUCUGCACCCUCACAACCGCUCUCCACUUCCCCGCCUCCCCUUCCGCUGUAACACUCGCGUUCUCUUCCCCAUUCCGUUCCGCAGCCUUUUCUUCCGCCGAUGGAACUUCCGCCUCCUCUUCCGCCUCCCCUUCCGCCUCCUCUUCCCCCUCCCCUUCUGCCUCCACGUGGCCGCGUGCAUUCCCGGUGAUGUCUCCUUCAGUCGUCCCCAUCCCGUGUCCCUCCGAUGCCGCUGCGGCACGAUGCAGCGCAAUCGACGGAGAGUCGUUUCCUGCGGUUCCCUCAGUUCCCCGCGGGGUCGUUACUAGCGAUACCGCGGCAGCUGACGUGUCGCUUGCUGAUUGGUUGAACGAAGUGGCGGCGUCGAAGGUGCAAACUGCACCAAGGGUGGUGGUGCAGAAGCAGCAGCAGCAGCUGAUGCGGCAAUGGUUCCGCAAUGCUCUUCAUGGGCUCGUUUCGCCCGGAUUCCCUCAAGUCAACCGAGCCAGCCAAGUCAACCAAGUCAACACGUUCAAACUCUACGGCAUGGGCUACUCGCCCUUCGUCCGCCGCGUCCUGCUCACGCUGCACGAACUCGGCAUUGAGGACUACGAGUGGGAGCAGGUGGACGCCCCCAAGGGCGAGGCGCGCACGCCCGCGUACCUCGCGAAGCAGCCAUUCGGAAAGGUGCCGCUGCUGGAAGACGACGGCGAGUGCAUCUGGGAGUCUCGAGCCAUCAUGCGCUAUCUCGCCGACAAGUACGGCGCGGAACGCGGAGUGAACCUGCUGGGAAAAGACGCGUUGGAGCGCGGCCGCGUGAACCAGUGGAUCGAGACGGAGGUCAACGCGUACACUCCCGAGGCCGUCACGAUCGCGUCCGAGCGAGUCUUUAAGAAGUUUCGUAAGCUCGGCGAGCCUGACGAGGAAAAGGUCGCCGCGGCGACGAAAAAGCUGGAGAAGAUCCUGGAUGUUUACGAGAAGCAUCUCGAAGGGCGCGAGUAUCUGGUGGGCGACUCGUUCACUCUCGCAGACCUGACACAUCUGCUGGUAACAGAGCACCUCAAGAUGGCGGGAGUGGGAGAUUUGUUUGAUUCCCGCCCAAAUGUGAAGGCCUGGCUCAGCCGCCUAUACUCCCGGCCUUCUUGGGGGAAGGUGAAUGAGGUCGCGCCACUCCCAACAAUUUGA
Molecule: messenger RNA, 1176 nt
Organism: Closterium sp. Yama58-4
Lineage: Eukaryota; Viridiplantae; Streptophyta; Zygnematophyceae; Desmidiales; Closteriaceae
Source: the annotation of a GenBank genome assembly